AUGGCCUUCAGGGAAAACUGGGGAACGUCCUCAGGAGACGAUUGUCGAAACAUUCUAGUCAAGGACCCAAUACCAAACAUGGUCAUGACAAAUCACGUGAUCAGAAGCGUAGAGGUGCCUAAUGAAGGGAGCUGCAAAAUGAUAUGUUACAUGGAGCCUAAUUGUGUGUCCAUCAAUAUUGGACCUGUCGCGGGAACAAACCAAAAUUGCGAGUUGAACAAUGCCGCCGAGGAAAACCAUGCUCCAUUUCGCCUUGUGAAUAAACCAGAUCACGCAUAUUUUGCAAUCGAGAAUCCUUGCAGCAGCAGUCCAUGUUUGAACAAUGGCACCUGUCGAGCUGGACUCACCAAUAAAGGUUUUCGUUGCAUCUGUCGGGAAAGAUUCACAGGGGAAACCUGCCAAGUUAAAGUCAAAAGAAACUGCGCCGAGAUCUACAAAUCCGGUACAACAACUGACGGUGUGUACACCAUUAAACCGGAUAAUUUGCCUGCCAUUGAAGUAUUCUGUGACCAAACAACAGCUGGUGGAGGGUGGACUGUGUUUCAGAAAAGACUGGACGGCUCGGUUGAUUUCUACCGCUAUUGGAACGACUACAAACAAGGCUUUGGUGACGUGAGUUGUGAGUUUUGGCUUGGACUAGACAAGAUUCACCGCCAAAUCUCAAAAAACCAAAACGUGCUGCGUGUGGACUUGGAAGACUUUGAAGGAAACACUGCUUAUGCUGAGUAUAAGAAGUUUGAGGUCAAGAGUCAGAAGGACAAGUACUGGCUGAUUCGGGGUUUCUAUUCAGGUAAAACGGAAAUGCUGGUCACUCUUUCCCUCCUAGUCGGCCCUUCACUACCAGAGAUCAAGAUAAUGAAUGAUAAUAGCCAAGACGAAAACUUCCCCAUCAAGUUCAAAGGAGCCUGGUGGUACAACGUAUAUCACGCCUCGAAUCUUAAUGGCUUGUAUCAUCAUGGACCUCACCCCUCCUAUGCCGAUGGUGUAAGCUGGAAAACCUGGAAAGGAUAA
Molecule: messenger RNA, 1011 nt
Organism: Stylophora pistillata
Lineage: Eukaryota; Metazoa; Cnidaria; Anthozoa; Scleractinia; Pocilloporidae
Product: microfibril-associated glycoprotein 4-like
Source: RefSeq, a predicted model, not a curated record